AUGAAGUUCAUAGGGUCAGUGUUAGCGAUGACUUUUGCUCUGGUUUUAGCCUCAACCUCAGCAUCAGAUUCUGAUGCUCUUCAAGACCUCUGUGUUACAGACACUGCAUCUGGUGUUAAGGUGAAUGGAUUCACGUGUAAAGACGCUGCAAAAGUGAAUGCAUCUGAUUUCUCAUCAAACAUAUUAGCAAAACCAGGUGUGGCAGCAAACACAACCUUCGGUUCCAUUGUAACAGGAGCCAACGUUGAAAAGAUCCCAGGAUUGAACACACUUGGUGUGUCUCUGUCACGCAUUGACUAUGCCCCAGGUGGACUCAACCCACCCCACACACACCCACGUGCCACUGAGAUUGUGUUUGUUCUUGAAGGUCAACUUGAUGUUGGGUUCAUAACAACAUCCAAUGUUCUCAUAUCAAAGACCAUCUACAAGGGUGAGAUCUUUGUCUUCCCAAAAGGGUUGGUUCAUUUCCAGAAGAACAAUGCCAAUGAACCUGCUGCAGUUAUUUCAGCCUUCAACAGCCAAUUGCCUGGAACACAGUCUAUUCCUCUGACUUUGUUUGCUACCACCCCACCGGUCCCGGAUAACGUGUUGACCAAGGCAUUCCAGGUUGGUACCAAGGAGAUUGAGAAAAUCAAGUCUAGGCUUGCUCCCAAGAAGUAAUUGUUAUAGUAGGAAUGAUAUAUACUUGAUUGGUAUAUGUAUGCUUUAAUAAUGUCUCUGUU
This is a messenger RNA of Arachis stenosperma, 722 nucleotides long. RefSeq names its product rhicadhesin receptor-like. The transcript is spliced from 2 exons. Gene Ontology annotation, cellular component: cell wall; plasmodesma. Gene Ontology annotation, molecular function: manganese ion binding. Gene Ontology annotation, biological process: regulation of root development; plasmodesmata-mediated intercellular transport. The record is from RefSeq and is a predicted model, not a curated record. Bases 1 to 660 code for a protein of 219 amino acids. Lineage: Eukaryota; Viridiplantae; Streptophyta; Magnoliopsida; Fabales; Fabaceae.